Phascolarctos cinereus (koala) is the source of this 1843-nucleotide messenger RNA. RefSeq lists its product as uncharacterized. The record is from RefSeq and is a predicted model, not a curated record. NCBI's taxonomy places the organism in Eukaryota, Metazoa, Chordata, Mammalia, Diprotodontia, Phascolarctidae.
AAGCAGACAAGCUGUCUGCAGCUCUGAUAUUUGCACAGCCCUGGAGCCGCCUUCCCACUCAAUCUAAAGAGAGAAGGCUCGUUGGUAGGGCCAAGCCACCUCCUCUGGUUGAGCUGGGGGACCCCUAAGGAGGCAGGGGACUACGGCUAGGAUCCCUGGAGCCUAACAAGUUAGAAGCCAUCUCUCCCUAACCCUAGAGGGUGGUGGCUGAAGGUAGCCACUACAGGCCUCCACCAAGGACUCCAGCCUGGCCUUGGAUCCACUCAGAGUCUCAGGGCUGGCCAGCCUCAGAGGGAGGAAGCUGACAAGCGGCAGGCAGCAGGAGCCCAGGACAUUAUCGGGCUCUUCUUCUGUCUGGCAGUUACAACAUCGCUUGCUCUCUGAGGACCAUCCUUUUAGGCCCAGCAGCAGCUACAGAAGGAGAGGCAGCAACAGCAGCAGUUUUUCCCGGGGACCACAUCAUCCAUCCUCUAGUUCUGUGGCAGACACCCCAAGGCUUCCAUGCCACACUCUUGUUGGGGAAAAGACAAAGCUCAAGUUCAGGGUCGUUCAUGUUGGACCUGGGGUCUCCAAUUCCUCCUGCUCCCUACCCAGUGCAGUAGCAUGUACCCCACUCCCUCUAUGUAACCACAGAGUGGCCAUAAGAGGAGGAAAAGUACCCAACUUAUAUCAUUUUGCCUCCUUCCUCAAGCCCAUUCUGGAAAAUUAUGCGUCAAGAGGGGACUGCCUCAAGCUUGCCACCAAUGGCCUCAGCCCCCAUGCCACCCAGCCAAGAGCCAGGUGGGCCCUCCCAGUCUUUCCAGCAGGAUCCAGCUGGGGUCCACUGGGCCCCAGCAGAGAUCCGGCACCUCCUGGCCAUCAUGGAGGAGCCAGCCAUUCGGCGGCGCCUGAAGACAGUCCACCGUAACACUUCUGUGUAUGAGGAUGUGGCCCGGCGCCUUCAGGAACAAGGCUAUGUUCGACAUGCCCAUCAAUGCCGCACCAAGUUCAAGGCACUGAAAGUGGCAUACAAGAAGGCGCAUGCGGCAGUCUUGCACUCAGGCACAGCCCCUCAGGGGUGCCCCUUUUAUGAAGAAAUGGAUCGGGUACUGCAGACCCAGGUCACCACUGCCAGCCCCAAGCACUCCUCAGAGCAGGAGCGAGAGCAGCGACCUGAUGUGAAUUAUUCCAAAUGGCAAGGUGGAGGUAGGGAGAACAGGGGUAAGCAGGAGGAAGCCACGGAGGGGUGUCCCCCCCAACCCCACAAACAGCAGCAGCAACAGCAGAUGCAGCAGCAACGCCGGCCACAGGCAGAGCUUCUGUGUAAGGUGGAGGUGGAAAAGCUGCCCAGUGAUUUAAACCCAGACAGCCAAGCUAGGGCCGAGGGAGGAAAGGACCGUAGAGAGACCAGCCAUCAGACUGGGACAGGUUUCCAGAGGAAGCUGAGCCAAAAUCUAUCCCAAAGGGAGACAGCACCACCACCAACCCCACCAGCACCAGCAGUGACAACCACCCCUUUCGGGGGACUGUCUGGCCGGGUCCGCCAGUUUCCACCAAGGGCUCGAAACUUCAGGCGGCACCAGACAGCAGCUGCCAUGAUUGUCUCCGAAAUGGCAGAGAAUCGCCGCCUUGCCAGUCAGCUGGCACGGGAGUCAGCGGCUCAACUGCAGCGCCACCUGGACCAGCACAACGUGCACAUGGCAGCUCUGGUGCAGGUGGCCCGAGACAGUUCUGCCCAGCGCCAAGAAGUGGUGGCUAUCUUGCAAGAUGUUGCAGAUGAUAUCCACGAGGGGGUAGCCCUACUGAGGUCUUCCAUUGGCCGCCUGGGUCAGGAAUAAGACUGCAGACCUCAGGCUUUCUCCCC